Molecule: messenger RNA, 7445 nt
Organism: Artibeus jamaicensis (Jamaican fruit-eating bat)
Lineage: Eukaryota; Metazoa; Chordata; Mammalia; Chiroptera; Phyllostomidae
Gene: NFATC2
Product: nuclear factor of activated T cells 2
Exons: 11
Coding region: 247-2991 (914 amino acids)
Biological process (GO): calcineurin-NFAT signaling cascade; regulation of transcription by RNA polymerase II; cytokine production
Cellular component (GO): transcription regulator complex
Molecular function (GO): transcription factor binding; DNA-binding transcription factor activity, RNA polymerase II-specific; RNA polymerase II cis-regulatory region sequence-specific DNA binding
Source: RefSeq, a predicted model, not a curated record
CCUCCCCGAGCAGGAAGCUCGCGCUGCGCCGCUGCGGCUGCUCAGCUCUCCAGGCGCGUCCAGACCCGCUGAGCUCGGCACGCCAUCCCAGACCCCGCGGCGGUCCCCACGAGGACAGUGACCCCCGCCACUUCACCUGCCUCUCCGCCUGCUUCCUGCCACUUUGUCAGCCCCGGCGAAGGGCCCAAGAGAAAGCUGAGCCUGCUCUCGUCCCGGCCCCGCAGCCCUCCUGUCUCCUUACGCGCCAUGGAAGCCUCGCAACAGCAGCUAGACCCCGACGGAAGGGGCGCCUUGGGCCACGAGCCAGGGGACAGCCCCCAAGAAGAGCUGGACUUCUCCAUGCUCUUCAACUAUGACUAUAUGAACCCUCCUGAAGAAGAACCGAAUGCACAUAAGGUCGCCAACCCACACUCCGGACUUGCGUACCCUGAUGAUGGCCUGGACUAUGGCCUCAAGCCAUACAGCCCCCUCGCCAGUUUCUCUGGCGAGCCCCCCGGCCGAUUCGGAGAGCCGGAUAGGGUAGGGCCCCAGGACUUUCUGAGCCCGGCCAAGCCAGCGGGGGCCUCGGGCCUGAGCCCUCGGAUCGAGAUCACUCCAUCCCACGAACUGAUGCAGGCAGGGGGGCUCCGCGUGAGAGACACUGGCCUCCUGGGGGAGCAGGCGUCGCUGGCGGGGGUGGCCGCCAGCCCGAGGUUCACGCUGCCCGUGCCCGGCUUCGAGGGCUACCGCGAGCCGCUUUGCUUGAGCCCCGCUAGCAGCGGCUCCUCUGCGAGCUUCAUUUCCGACACCUUCUCUCCCUACACCUCGCCCUGCGUCUCGCCCAAUAACGGCGGGCCCGACGACCUGUGUCCCCAGUUUCAAAACAUCCCUGCUCAUUAUUCCCCCAGAACCUCGCCAAUAAUGUCACCUCGAACCAGCCUCGCUGAGGACAGCUGCCUGGGCCGCCACUCGCCCGUGCCCCGUCCGGCCUCCCGCUCCUCGUCGCCUGGUGCCAAGCGGAGGCAUUCGUGCGCCGGGGCCUUGGCUGCUCCGCUGCCCGGAGCCUCGCCCCAGCACUCCCGCAGCCCCUCGCCGCAGCCCCCGGACGACGGGCCUCCCCCUGGCUACUCCCCAGCGGCUGGCUCUGCCGUCCUCAUGGAUGCCCUGAACAGCCUCGCCCCGGACUCACCUUGUGGGAUCCCCCCCAAGAUGUGGAAGACCAGCCCGGACCCGUCGCCGGUGUCUGCCGCCCCGCCCAAGGCCGGCCUGCCCCGCCACAUCUACCCGGCCAUGGAGUUCCUGGGGCCCUGCGAGCAGGAGGAGCGGAGGAACUCGGCCCCCGAGCCCAUCUUGCUGAUGCCGCCGACCUGGCCCAAGCAGCUGGUGCCUGCCAUCCCCAUCUGCAGUAUCCCAGUGACCGCGUCCCUCCCGCCACUGGAGUGGCCACUGUCCCACCAGUCAGGCUCCUACGAGCUGCGGAUUGAGGUGCAGCCCAAGCCACACCACCGGGCCCACUACGAGACGGAGGGCAGCCGCGGGGCCGUCAAAGCACCUACUGGCGGCCACCCUGUGGUUCAGCUCCACGGCUACAUGGAAAACAAGCCCCUGGGCCUGCAGAUCUUCAUUGGAACAGCCGACGAGCGGAUCCUUAAACCCCACGCCUUCUACCAGGUGCACCGGAUCACGGGCAAAACCGUCACCACCACCAGCUACGAGAAGAUCGUGGGUAACACCAAAGUCCUGGAGAUCCCGCUGGAGCCAAAAAACAACAUGAGGGCGACCAUCGACUGUGCGGGGAUCCUGAAGCUGAGGAAUGCGGACAUCGAGCUGCGCAAGGGCGAGACGGACAUCGGCAGAAAGAACACACGAGUCAGGCUGGUUUUCCGGGUGCACAUUCCAGAGUCCAGUGGAAGGAUUAUCUCCCUGCAGACCGCAUCGAACCCCAUCGAGUGCUCCCAGCGGUCCGCCCACGAGCUGCCCAUGGUGGAGAGACAAGACACCGACAGCUGCCCAGUCUACGGGGGCCAGCAGAUGAUCCUCACCGGACAGAACUUCACGGCCGAGUCCAAAGUCGUGUUCACGGAGAAGACCACAGAUGGGCAGCAGAUCUGGGAGAUGGAGGCCACGGUGGACAAGGACAAGAGCCAGCCCAACAUGCUGUUUGUUGAGAUCCCUGAGUAUCGGAACAAGCACAUCCGCACGUCGGUGAAGGUGAACUUCUACGUCAUCAACGGGAAAAGGAAGCGAAGUCAGCCUCAGCACUUUACCUACCACCCAGUCCCAGCCAUCAAGACAGAGCCCACAGAUGAAUAUGACCCCACCUUGAUCUGCAGUCCCGCCCACGGGGGCCUGGGGAGCCAGCCUUACUACCCACAGCACCCCAGGGUGGCCGAGUCCCCCUCCUGCCUCGUGGCCACCAUGGCUCCCUGCCAGCAGUUCCGCUCAGGGCUCUCGUCGCCCGACGCCCGCUACCAGCAGCAGAACCCAGCGGCCGUGCUGUACCAACGGAGCAAGAGCCUGAGCCCCAGCCUGCUGGGCUACCAACAGCCAGCCCUGAUGACGGCCCCCCUGUCCCUCUCGGACGCCCACCGCUCCGUGCUGGUGCAUGCCGGCUCCCAAGGCCAAGGCUCAGCCCUGCUGCACUCCUCGCCGGCCAACCAGCAGGCCUCGCCGGUGAUCCACUACUCGCCGACCAACCAGCAGCUGCGCUGCGGGAGCCACCAGGAGUUCCAGCACAUCAUGUACUGCGAGAAUUUCGCACCCAGUACCACCAGGCCCGGCCCGCCCCCGGUCAGUCAAGGUCAGAGGCUGAGCCCGGGGUCUUACCCCACAGUCAUUCAGCAGCAGAAUGCCACAAGCCAAAGAGCCGCCAAAAACGGACCCCCGGUCAGUGACCAAAAGGAAGUAUUGCCUGCAGGAGUGACAAUUAAACAGGAGCAGAACUUGGAUCAGACCUACUUGGAUGACGAGCUGAUAGACACACACCUUAGCUGGAUACAAAACAUAUUAUGAAACAGAAUGACUGUGAUCUUUGAUCCGAGAAAUCAGAGUUAAAGUUAAUGAAAUUAUCAGGAAAGAGUUUUCAGGACCUCCCACCAGAAAUCAGACGUAGAAGCAGCCCUCAGCAGGACACCUUCCAGACCCGACCCCUCGGAGCCCCCCGCUGCCCCUCACCCGCUGUCCCAACUGCACCUGCCCUGGCCGGAGCAGAGAGCUGACUGUCCCCUUCAGGAGCUCGCCACUUCGCUCUGGAAACACCAGCAAGGACACGCUGUCUUUUGAUUUUUCGUUUGUUCUGUUUUAAAUCCCAAAGAGCAUCUCGGUUGACUUUACUGGUGUCCCAUCUAAACCUUAAGUGCCUUCUGAGUAAGACAGCGCACUGAACGGCACCUGAGACCAGGGUGACUGGGGCUCGGGGUGCGGGCUGGGUCGGGGGACGGAGGACGCAGCUCCGGGUUUAUUUUCCCAGCUCCAGAACCUUUAAAGGCAAGGAGUUCCCACAUGGAGCAAGCAGAGAAGCUCGGCCCAAGAGUCCAGCUUACAGGCUGAAGAGACGCAGAGAAGCCCGCCUGUCACCUUCAGGUGUUACCUAUUCACGCCACAGUGGGGCCACAGCUGCGGUGUAUUUUUUAAAUUCUCAUUCUGAAGCGAACCUGUCUGGCCUGUACGAGAUCACCUGUUUAAAUUUCUCGGUGUUAAGUUAUGACAUGUAUAUGCUUAUUCUUCCCGCUUCAGAGAGCUGGCCAUGGUGGCUGGAGGUGGCACCUUGCUGGCCAGUGGCUCCCCGCCCCGCAGUGCGUGGGCACGGGCUGGAGAAGGGGGCCCAGGCUGCAGGGUGCGCUCCGGCACUGCAGCCCCCACCCUAAUGGCUUUUCUGAGGUUCCCACUUUCAUUCUUCCUAACAGCCAGGUGUUUUUCCUUAAAGCAGUUAAGAUUGUCUAGCAUGUGCAUUGCAUUCUCAGAAGGAACGGCAGAGGCCUAAAGCAAUUCCCCCUUCCUCCCCCCACCCCCACAGUACAGGUAUUUCUGUGAAGUGGUUGUGAAAAGAGGCAACUGGCAGGCCUCAGUGUUUCUGUGAGUGGGCUGCCCUCUCUGGCCUAGGCUCAAAGUGGGGCACUCAAGGUCAGGAUUCGGCCCAAAAGGUCAUUGGUUAUUUUGAUCUGAACGCAUUGAAUGCCCUGCUCGGCCCCCCAGAAAGACCCGUCUGCAGGAGCUGCCUAGUCCAGCACAGGACUCACCUGAAUAGGAGCAGGUCCACCCAGGGCGGCUGUCUCCCUCAGACGGACCCCCCAGUUAUACGACAGGUAUGACCCCUCCCCGACCUCGGCUCCUCUCCACCGUGCACAGGCCGGGCCCUCCAGAACCUUCCUCCUUCGGUGCUAUGUUUGCAAACAAAACCCUCAAAGUUCUUAGCAGGCGAGUGUCUAUUACACAGGUGUGCUUUGUCUGCAGGUGCUGCAGACACCCCAGGACUAGCCAGGGAUUGGCUUCCCAGUCUCUCAGUGGCGCCCUGGCGACUCACAGUGCAUGCGCACACGCAGCGCUGCGGAAAGCCACGCUGCCGGCACUUCCUAAUCCGGUCUGCUGGGCAGAAAGCCCAAGGAGUGAGGUGUGGCAGGUCAGGGCCCACUGGGGGUUUUCUAAGUGCUGGUUUUUUCACCCAGGUUACACAGAGGUAAAGCCUUCCCAAGAGCCGGACCGGGGGCGCAGGGCUUGGUGAUCGUGGCCUGGUGUGUUUGCUACCCCAGAGGGAGGGCAGAGGGCCCGGGCUGGGGCAUCUGCAUGUUCCUGUCUGUACUCUCUUGCUCCAGAUGGAGCAUGUGUUCCCCCCCAACAACAGGGGCGCUCUCCUCCACUCGCCCAAGCACCUCUUUUAAACAGAAGGCUGGUAAGAGGGUGACUGCUGCUGCAAACUUUCGGGGUGCACAGAGCUGCCCAGUGGAAAAGCUUCCACAAGCAGUUGCAGCGAAAGACCUUUCUCUGCAGCUACAGCUACAGCUGUGCUGACUGCACUGGGGAACUCAAGUUCAAGGGUUCGGCGAGUGAUUCAUUCUCACUUGACCUGGCUGGGAGCCUUUUUUUUUUUUUUUUGCACAUGAGGGAGUUUGGCCUUUCCUCAGUUAGCUGAGUGUUUAACCCAAGUGCCUUCCUGCUAUUGUAGCAAAGUCGCUCGGCUUCACAGAGUGUGGGGUGAAAAGGGAUGGAUGCGUUUUCCAUCAUCGUCCUAACGGGGCGGCGACAAGGACCUCCUAUUGGUUUAGACUCCUGUACGAGUGUGUGCUUAUACGCAUGCGCGUGUGUGCGUGGCACUCGCACCAGAUUGUCUUUUUCAAAGAUGUCUUAGCUGGCUAUUAUAGGAAUAGACAACUAUACCAACAGCAAAGGAAAGUGAGGCAAAGGCGUUUGAUCCGAGACGCAAACGGGCAGGAGAGCAUGUGAGGAGGAACGCACAGCUACCCAGAAAGUUUUGUCAGGGACAAAGGCCAGGAGGGAAUUUCUCCAGGAGCGAAAACUCGGGAGAAACUGUUUUCGCAGUGGCAAGAGGCCCCCAAAUCCUCUACGAGAAGGAGAAGGAGAAAGCAAGACGUCUAAGUGGCGAAGGUGUGUGAGCGUUGCACGUGAGUUAGAAGGAUCUCUGUUAGGGGGAGGUUUGCACUCGCUACAUUCGAGGUCAAUUACACACGUAGCACUUCCAGCGGAAACGGAAACCUACCGCGUUGCUGAAUGUAGUCUCUCCAAAGAUUGCCGGUCUUCCCGCACUGUACAGAAAUGCUGCCGCUUGAUAAUAUAUAACGGCCACCCAGAUCAAUUAGUGUAUUAUUAAAUUUUAUUUUCUUAUCUGUAUUUUUAUGCUUUUCAUCUGUCCUCAGAAUAUCGCACCCCUGUUGGAAUUAGAAAAGUAUUUAUAAAUGGUCAGAAGUCUUUUUUCAAGUGUCUCUCUUUACAUAUAUGUUGAUAUUUUUUCUUCCCUAAGAGAAAUGAUGUAUUCUUGAAAAUGCGUUAAUCAUUCCAGAAAACCAAACUCCACCCCAGAGCCUGUCAGCAGUCAGUCACCUGUCUCCCGGACUGAGUCAUCUCUGGAGAAAAGGGGGGGGCAUGUUUUGGGGGGCAGAAGGAGCCACCCGCUUCCUGCCCAAGAUGACGCUGCCUGACUUCCGCUCUGAGCCCCAAUCUCGUCCCCGAGGAGAACGUUCUGAAGUGUUUUGGUCCCCCACUGAGUAGAUGCUAUUUGUAAAAGCCUGCCUGUGUUGUAAUAACGGGGUUCCAGAAGAGCUCCUGCCCCCCAAACCCAAGUGCGGGCGAAUGUUUACAGAGCCGACUGGAUCCCGGCGGGUCAUCCCCGCACACAUCACCCAAAGGACAUCCCAAGUUUCCCAGCAGGACACAGCCUUGGCCUCAGGUAGGACCCGAUUCCUUCUAAGAACUGGGAGGCCCUGGUGCAGCCUUUUCCUGUUUAUGUCCAAGAGCCAAGCCGCCGGCGCAGGCCGCUGCCACCUGAGACAGCGCGGAAACCAAUGUGUUCUAAUUGUCACCCUGGACUCAAGGGAGGCAGAUUUGUUUAUUUUCAUGUCAACAGACACUUCCCAAGUGCUUUCUAUUUUGCAAAAUUGAACGGACAUCAGGGGUCCGGUUAACAACUUUGUUCCCUCGGCGUUUAUGAGAAAGAAGCAUGGGGCUAUGACAUCCUGGACGAGUGUGGGGGGGGACUUCCCCAAACUGGUUUUGUUGGAGGGGCCACCCUGCAGCAGGCACCCGGCACAACUGCUGCUGGCUCUUCCUGGCCUGGGGCCUGGGCACGCGGUCUCACGGGGCCAGACCGGCCAGCGCAGGUGUUUUCCCGCACCCUGACUACACGCUUCGGAAGGUGGGAUGGCAAGCAUCGAUUUCACUCAGCCUUUGCCGGUGCCUUGAGCUACAGCCAACAUCCCUGUCUCAGCUCAGUCUGUCCAACACACUCUUCCAGUGCUCGGCAAGCUUGAGUGCUCCCUGAGGGAGCUCCUCUAAGACCGAGACAGGGUGCUGGAAGCAAGGCGGAGCGCUCAGCCUUGAUGACCAGAAUGACCUCCACCUGCCCGUUCAGGGACCGGAUGAACUGGAUGCAAAGGAUGCUGCUUCCACCAGAGAAGGUGCUUUCAGCAUUCUGGUUGGCUGUGGUUGGAAUGAGCUCAGCAUGCUGAAUGUGUUUUCGGAGACCCUCACUUACCCCGGCUCCCUCUGCUGCCCUUGGAGCGGGGAGGAUGUUGAGAACGUCCUAGCCAGUUCCACCCCAAAUCCAAGUCUCUCCGACCGGUGGUGCUGGGAGGUUUAGGUUGUGAAAAUCUUGACUGUUAAAGGCCUUUGAAUACAUCACAUUCCUAUGCAAAAUGUUUUUAAUCUCCAGUUUAAUGUAGUUUAUUUUUGCUAUAUGUAAAGUAUUUUUAUACGGCUUGUAUCAUGAUAGAGUAGCAAUAAAACAGUUGAAAGCA